Molecule: messenger RNA, 3910 nt
Organism: Saccostrea cuccullata (small rock oyster)
Lineage: Eukaryota; Metazoa; Mollusca; Bivalvia; Ostreida; Ostreidae
Molecular function (GO): protein binding; zinc ion binding; GTP binding
Source: RefSeq, a predicted model, not a curated record
AUAAACAAAAGGUAAAAUUGCCCUGGCGGAUAUUAUGAUGGGUUUUGAUGAAAGAGCAGCCCAAACCCCAUCUACGGCUUUAGAUGAUGUUACUCAUAAUAUAUGUUGAUAAUAGCUCUGUUUAUCAAUAAUCAUUUAACUUUUUGGACAGGCAAAAACUGAAGAAAGUUGUCUUCAAAGACCUUGUGAUCUCUGCCUUGGCAUAGGAGAAUCAGUAAAUGCCAUGCUGGUUUGUAAACAAGAGCAGAUUUACCUUUGUAAUCCUUGUGGAAAGCGUCAUCAAAUUCAGCGUUCAACCAAGUCACAUGUUGUCAUUGAAAUUAAAGAAUAUGAAGAGAACAAGUUAUUUUGCGAAAUUUGUGAGAGUCAAAAUGAAAAGGUACCUGCCUAUGGAUUCUGUGAAACAUGCAAGGACCCAGAAUAUAUGUGCCAACCUUGCUCAAGAAGACAUACAGCAUAUAAGAUGUUUAAGAAUCAUUCCAUCUGUACCAACCUGGAUGAAAUGAAUUUAAUGGAAACAAAAUAUGCAGAGGACACAAUGAGUGACAUAGAUAGAGAUACAAAAAUAUUCAAAUGUAGCCUAUGCACAAAUUUAGGAGAAAAUCGAAUUGCAUCCUGUUUCUGUACAUCUUGCGAGACACCGGAACCAUUGUGUGAUGUUUGCGGUCGACAUCACAUUCGACAGAGAAAUAUGCGCGACCAUUCACUGUCACAUGACAUGGAAGCUUAUAACUCUUUUCUAGAAAGUAAUACAAUCAACUGCGAGCUGUGUCUGAUUGAUGGUGAUCGCAGAUCUGCUAGUUCCUUCUGUCUCACAUGCGAGGAACCAGAGGCACUUUGUGGCGCAUGUGCAUCUCAACAUAUUAAACAGCGAACAUUCAGAAAUCACCAGAUCAGCAAUGAUAUAAGGGGAUUACUAAAAAAGGAGAAACUCUUGUGCGAGCCAUGUACUAUUGAAGGAGAAAGAACUCCAGCUGAUUCAUUUUGUAAAGACUGUGAUGAACCAGAACCUUUAUGCAAUGAUUGCGCGCGUCAACAUGUCAAACAACGACAAUUUAGAGACCAUACAAUUUGUGACGAUAUAAGUCAAAUUCCGCUAAAAGUAAAUGAGAAAUCCAGUGUUUUAUGCAUUGUGUGUAAGGAAGAAGGCACGAAUACGGAAGCUACUUGCUUUUGCAAAGAUUGCAAUGACAAAGAACCUUUGUGCCCAGAUUGUGCUAGACAGCAUACGCGACAGAGUUUCCGAGGACAUAAUUUGUGUACAGAUCUUUCACUUUUAAGAAAACUAGGAAAGGAAAUGGUUGUUUGCUAUACUUGCAAAUUAGAUAGAAAGGAUGUACCUGCUGAUGCAUAUUGCAGGGAUUGUUCAGAUCCCCAACCAUUGUGUAACAGUUGUGCCGGUCAUCACGUUAAACAAAAACUAUUUCGAAAUCAUAACAUCGACAGGAAUAUUUCUUCUUUCAUUAAUUUUAUCAAUCCAGAUGAUGCAGAAUGCGAUAUUUGUAAGAUCGAUGGAAAACGAUCAAAAACUUCAAAAUAUUGCAAUAAUUGUGAUGAGCAUCUGUGUAAAGAAUGCGUAGAAACACAUCUUAAAUUCAGUCCUAAGCAUGAAAUCACUGAUAAUGUAAGCAACCGCUUCCUUUGCGAACCUUGUGAAAGGAGAAAUAGAAAUGUAUCAGCGGAUUCUUUUUGCGAAAAUUGCGAGGAACCUAUGUGCACAACCUGUUCAGAACAGCAUGUGAAACAGAAACCAUCUAGAGACCAUGUUAUUUCCUCGAAUAUGCUGAAAUAUUUCAAACCAAAAUGGGAAAAAAGAAAUAUUGAAGAAAAACCAGCGGAAACACUUCAUACUACAGAUACUCCAAUGAAAAGCAAAGAGGAAGACAUGAUUGAAACAAAGAAAAGGAUACGUGGUAAACCUAAUGUUUUAAAUAUAAAGUCUGAUUUAGUUGAGUUGUAUUGGGAAACUUUAGAAGAGGAAAUAGAUUAUUAUCAAAUAAGGUUUAAAAGCCUAAAAGGUAACGACAAAUGGAAAUUUUGCAAUACGAACGACAAAACUAACAGAUUCUCAGUAAGUGGACUUAUGGCUGAUACCCCCUACGUAUUCCAAGUCCGUAGUGUUGCCAACGACAUAGAAGGAAAUUACAGUGAACUUAGUGAACCCAUACAGACAACCAAAUCCUUAACAACUAAGAUGCUAAAUUUCUCUACAAAAAUUCCUAAUACAGAUCCAAUGAAGUAUCAAUUAGCAGCUGACGAAAAUAGAGAGGCCCGCAAUUCCUAUGCAAAGACAAGACAAUUAACUUUAGGAAACCCUGCAAUAGGAACUGAAUUUGAGAAAACCAUGAUGCUUGUCGGUGAGACAGGCUCAGGAAAAAGCACAUUGGUGGAUGGCAUUAUCAAUUAUAUAUUGGGUGUCAGUUUUGAGGACCCUUUUCGAUUCACGCUGGUUAACCUAGAGCAAGACGAAAAGAAGACUGAAAACCAGGCGGAAUCUCAAACAGAGUGGAUCACCGUAUACAAAAUUGCUCCACAAGAAGGAAGCCGACUGGACUACACCCUUAAUGUUAUAGACACACCAGGAUUUGGAGAUAUCCGCGGAAUCCAGAGAGACGGGGCCAUCCUUGAUCAAAUAAGACAUUUAUUUUCAACUGAAGGCAAACAAGGUGUAGCAUUUAUAGAUGCUGUUUGUUUUAUUGUCAAAGCCCCCAACGCACGUCUUACAGUUGCUCAGAAGUAUUUUUUUAAUUCAAUCUUGUCCCUUUUUGGAAAAGAUAUUGAAUCAAACAUUUGUACUCUGAUCACUUUCGCUGAUGGCGCAGAACCCCUCGUUCUCUCUUGUCUAAAAGCAGCCAAUCUUCCUUUUGGGUUUUGUUUUCCUUUUAAUAAUUCUGCUUUAUUUGCAAGUAAUAGGAAUUUGCAGAACACCUCUCUUUCCCCUUUGUUUUGGGACAUGUGUUGUAAAAGCUUUCAAAAUUUCUUUGAAAAAAUGAAAUCAUUUAAAACAAAGAGCCUUAUGCAAACCAAAGACAUGCUGAAACAAAGAGAGCAUUUAAAGUUGGUUUUAACAAAUAUCCAACCCCAAGUAAAUGCAGAUCUAAUGAAACUUAAUGAAUUACAAAAUACAUUAACGCUUUUCAAAAAGCAUCAGAAUGAUAUCGAAAGUAACAAGGAUUUCACGUAUGAAGCAGAAAUCACAAAACAAGUCAAACUUGAACUCCCUGUAGGGCAACAUGUCACCAAUUGUCUCAUUUGCAACAUUUCUUGUCAUGAGAACUGUGAAUUUGCCGAUGAAGACCAAAAAUGCCGUUGCUCUGCAAUGGAUUCAGAGGGUAAUUGCAAGGUCUGUACCGGCAAGUGCCACUGGAAACAACACAAAAACGGGAAAUAUAUUUUUAAAUAUGUCACCGAGAAAAAAGUGGAAACUUAUCAGGAAAAGAAAAAACUUUACGAAAAGGCAAAAGGGGAAAAAAUGACACAUGAAAAAUAUCUAGAAGAAAUUGAGACUGACAUAUAUUGCCUUUUUGAUACGAUAAGUUCAAUGAUGGACGAAAUGGCGAUGUGCAAAAAUAGGUUAAAAGAUAUAGCUUUGAGACCUGAUCCUCUUUCAACUGUUGAACACAUCGAUCAAAUGAUACAAGCAGAAGAAAUCAAUAAGCAAGUAGGCUAUGAAAAAAGAAUAAAGAUGCUUUAUGAAAUCAAACAAUUUGCUCAAAUUGAUGAUGUCGAAAACCUUGGGCAGAAUAUGCAGAAAGCUAAAGAUGAUUUAUCGAAAACAACAGGUAGGAAAAUGGAAAAAAAAAACAUUGUUGAGAUAUGGAAUUGAGAGGGUUAAAUCCAUGUUUAGUUUUUAACAGUUCUUCUUAUGAACCCAUAAAAACAGGGAAAAAAUACACGUACCUUUUGUGCG